Sesamum indicum (sesame) is the source of this 1801-nucleotide messenger RNA. Its product is annotated as putative beta-1,3-galactosyltransferase 13. NCBI's taxonomy places the organism in Eukaryota, Viridiplantae, Streptophyta, Magnoliopsida, Lamiales, Pedaliaceae. Gene Ontology annotation, cellular component: Golgi membrane. Gene Ontology annotation, molecular function: galactosyltransferase activity. The record is from RefSeq and is a predicted model, not a curated record.
UUUAAUACGUAUGGACAUUCACAUUAAUCAAGUUUGCUUCCUCGUCUAUUUUCUUCUACCUUCUUACAAUUAGAGGAGUAGAAAUGCAAUCCAGACCUGUAGAUUAUAGAAAGAACAGCAGACUGAGUGUCUCUGUAUCAAACUCAAAACUGUAGUUCUACUUUGCGCCACUCUUAUCCAGUUUCAGUUGAAGUCGCUGUUACAGCAUCGCGAAGCGUAUAUUUACUUUAUGUUCAAUUACUCAGAUCCCGUUUUCCUCCUGUGUAUUCCAGUUCUAAAACUUUACGUUUACUCCUAUGCUCUUUUUCAGCAAAACCCAUCAUAAAUCUCGACCAACUGCAAUUUUCUUUUCUUCUUUUUGAGUUAAUUUCCGUUGGGAACGAUAGCUGGAAAAUGCCAUCGUCUCCCAAAGCAUUCUACGCGCGUCAGUCUUUCUCUCCCCGCAGAUCGACGCCCCAGAUCAUAUGUUUCCUAAUCGUGCUUCUCGGAUUCAUCAUAGGGUUUGUCGCGAUUUCACGGCGCAGCCUGGAUUACAAGUGCAAAUAUGAUAAGCCGCUGUCAGUGUCCGUCACCUGGGAUAAGUCUUCUAAUGGCGGUGGUGGUAGUGUUACAGACGAGGGGCAGAAGCGUCACAAAGUGAUGGGCUUUGUGGGUAUUCAAACAGGGUUCGCAUCAGUUGGCCGGCGCAGGGCGUUGCGUCAGACCUGGUUUCCCUCUGAUCAUCAGGGGCUUCAACGGUUGGAAGAAAGCACCGGUUUGGUUUUCAGAUUCGUAAUUGGUAGAACUAGUGAUAAAAUGAAGAUGUCAGCACUUAAGGAGGAGGUUGCAAAGUAUGAUGAUUUUCUGCUGCUAGAUGUUGAAGAGGAGUACAGUAAACUCCCGUACAAAACUUUAGCUUUCUUCAAAGCUGCCUAUGCUCUUUAUGAUUCUGAUUUUUAUGUCAAAGCUGACGAUGACAUUUAUUUACGACCAGAUCGUCUUUCCUUGCUCCUGGCUAAAGAGCGUCCACAUUCUCAGACAUAUCUUGGGUGCAUGAAGAAAGGUCCAGUGUUCACUGAUCCAAAGUUAAAAUGGUACGAACCUCUGUCGAAUUUGCUUGGGAAGGAAUACUUUCUUCAUGCUUAUGGUCCAAUUUAUGCUCUUUCUAGAGAUGUUGUCGCAAGCUUGGUCGCCUUAAGAAAUGACAGUUUCCGGAUGUUUAGCAAUGAGGAUGUCACUAUCGGUUCUUGGAUGCUCGCGAUGAACGUCAAUCAUGAGAAUAACCAAAAUCUAUGUGAAGCAGAGUGUUCGUCCUCAUCCAUUGCUGUGUGGGAUAUUCCCAAGUGUUCAGGACUCUGCAAUCCUGAAAAGAAGAUGUUGGAACUUCAUGGUAAAGAUAUUUGUUCGAAAAGCUCAACUCUGCCAUCAGAUGAUGAUUAACAAACUUAGCUGCACUUCGGAAAACAGGAACACGUUGCUGGGAAUGCUUCCUCGGACCAAGUCCGAUGAUUCCCCUGCAUUAUAUGGUGACAUUCACAGUUAUGUUUCUCCUGACUUUAUAUCCAGAAGAGAUUUGCAAGAACAGGUUCUCCAUAUGAGAUACAGAGGUUUUGACAGAAGCAUGGAAUUCUAAGUUUUGAAGUAUAAAAGGUAGUAGAAACAUGAGUUGCUGUGAGAUCACCAAAGUUUUCAUUCGUGGUUGUCACAAACUUCAUUCUUUAUACUUGUAACAUAGUACAUCAAAUGUUCACUAUUCUCAACUGUCUCCCUCUAACAUGCAACACUUUUUUCGCCAUACAUGGACACAAACAUAUAUUUAUUA